AUGUAUAAUAAUUCAAAUAUAUAUUCAAUGUUUUAUGAAAUUAGUUACGUAAUUUCUACGAUUGAAUCGAAACAAAUAAAUAUUGAAGUUGAUUUGUGGAAAUUACAAAAACGUAUAAAAAAUUUAAGAAAAUCAAUCAAUAGUGCUAAAGAUUUAAGAAAUGAUUAUAGAAUAAUGACGCGGAGUAAAACGGAGCCUAAAAGAAAUAAUUUUAAUUCGAAAACAAAAAAAUUAAAAGGAAAUAAAGUAAAAUAUAAGAAAUCAUUAAAUAGCACGUCCAAUAGUUCAAAAUAUUUUGAUAAAAAUGAUGGAAAACUUAAAGAGCAUUUUUUAAAUAAAAAACCAACAUUUAAUUCAAAGGAAAGUGAAAAACAUAAAAAACACAAGGGAGGAGAUUAUAAAAAAAAUUAUUAUGAUUAUAAAAAUCGAAGGAAAAAGGAUACUAAAAGUAAACAAAUUAAAAUGGAGGAAACUCCAUAUUGUGAAUCCAUGCUUAGUAAUUUUGAUAGGAAAUCAUUUUUAAGUAAAAAAACAAAUCCAUCGAGGAAUUCAUAUGAUUUUCAUUUAGUUAACGACGAACUCUUACAAAGAUAUUUAAGGGAUAUAAUAAAAUAUAAAAGGAAAAAUUUUAUUCAACAAAAAAAUGAAAAUUUUAAUAAAAAUCAAAAUGAUAAUAUGAUAAAAUCUAAAUGCAAGACUUGUCAAUAUGUAGGCAAUAGUUUUAAAAAUAAAAAAAGAAAUUCUAGAAAAUGUGACUCCACGUUUUCUGAUUAUAAUGAACCGUUAAAAAAAAAAUAUCUUAAAAAAUAA
Messenger RNA from Pediculus humanus corporis (human body louse), 810 nucleotides. RefSeq lists its product as uncharacterized. The record is from RefSeq and is a predicted model, not a curated record. The transcript is spliced from 3 exons. Bases 1 to 810 code for a protein of 269 amino acids. Lineage: Eukaryota; Metazoa; Arthropoda; Insecta; Psocodea; Pediculidae.